Messenger RNA from Photinus pyralis (common eastern firefly), 684 nucleotides. Its product is annotated as protease inhibitors-like. The record is from RefSeq and is a predicted model, not a curated record. Lineage: Eukaryota; Metazoa; Arthropoda; Insecta; Coleoptera; Lampyridae. Bases 338 to 628 code for a protein of 96 amino acids. The transcript has 3 exons.
GAGUGUGAGUGAGAUUAUGUACGAGUAUCUAGGAAAAAAACAGAGCUCCGCCACCUUUGAAUAUUAAAACUGGAGCGUAACAAAAGAAAAUACCUGAAAUUGAGAUAAUGAAUUGAAUUAUUUAUCAAAGCCUCGGUCGGUAACAGGUGUUAAAGUUGGUGAUACAUAGGAAAUUGGUCUGGCCUUUUCCACAACAAAAACUGACAGUAACGUACUAAUCUCCCAAUGUCAGCAAAUUGCGCAAUUUUGUAUUGACAAAGUAAUUUUAUCUGUAAUUAGCUCUCAUUGUGCAACGACCAGGUGAGUAUAAAAGCGAUGGAUCUAUCUGGGGUAUUCCAUGUGCAGCACCAUGAAACUCCAACUUAUUUUUUUCAUCGCAAUCUUGAUAGUGUACGUCUCUGCUGAAUGGGCGUGCAACAGUGGUGUGAGCUAUCGCGAAAAUGACUGCAACUACUGCAACUGCUUGGAUGGAGGAUUGGCAUGUACCAGGAUGCGAUGCGGCCACCAAGAGAGUCUAAGGAUGGCAAGUUGUACCGACUACGGAAAAGUGACAACUAGUCGAUACGGCGAAACUUGCACGUGCACAAGAAAAUACCAUACCGUCUGCUGGAACCAAACGUCAUCAUAAAUUUCACAUAUGUGUUAGAAGCAAAUAAGUUUCCUAAUAAAAAAAUUAAUUUAAAA